AUGUCGGAGUCAUUGAAGACGACUGGUCAGGAAGAGAGGUCGGAGUCAUUGAAGACGACUGGUCAGGAAGAGAGGUCGGAGUCAUUGAAGACGACUGGUCAGGAAGAGAGGUCGGAGUCAUUGAAGACGACUGGUCAGGAAGAGAGGUCGGAGUCAUUGAAGACGACUGGUCAGGAAGAGAGGUCGGAGUCAUUGAAGACGACUGGUCAGGAAGAGAGGUCGGAGUCAUUGAAGACGAAGACAUAGUGCAGUCAGAGUCGGCAAAAGAGAGAAAUGUCGAUGAGCUGAAACCGCUCAUGUAAGUGGGGAGAGCAGAAAGUAAAUAGUACGGCGAGACUGUCGGAUGCUGACCAGAGGAUGGUUUACAUUUGGCCGAGAGGGGCGGAGACGUCGCUGGAUAGUUUAUUUUUUGGCACCUUUUAGCGGAAGCCGCGCGCGGAGGCAACUUUGUUUAUCGGAUGUGCGCGGACUGUCGGCCGCCAUGAAAGAAAGAGCACGGACGACGGUCCCGCCGUUUUUACGAUCCAAGGGUCAGGGAUCUAGGCUAUCAAGCCAUUGCUUACUGACCAAAAGUUGGGAAAAUUUUUUUUUUCAAGUAACUGACCAAAAGAAAUUGUUGUCGCCGUGAUAUUUUUUCUUUCUUUUGAAAGGUGUAUAAUCUGUUUAUUUCGUAUUAAACUUUUUGCGGAAUGCUACCUCUAAUUUAGUGACGUCAAAGGUUUCAUCGUACAAGUGGGACCGUCUCUUGGGGUAAUGAAUUCACUCAUAGCAUCAAGUGGAAUGAAUUGAGCAUGUUUUGGCAAUCAUUUUGAUAUUAUAACUUGCCAAGUUUUUGUCGAUUCGUCAGUGAACUACACUCACUGAAGUACUAUUGACAGUGCAUAAACGUUUGCAGCCGUGUCAGGGCAGCCGUGAUAUGUACCUCAUCAGCAGCAAGUGCGCUGGAUAGAGCAAUCCAAGAGGAUCAUUUUUUUAUACCAUAACUUGCCCCUUUUUUUCACUUUUUUUCGCUUAGCUGGACUUGCUGACUUUACAUCAAUUCGUUCACAUUUUUAGUACGAAAAAGCAGCAAGUCUAGCGCCGUAGCCAUGACAUAUACAUACCCAGCAGCAAGUGCGCUGUGUAGAACAAUCCUAGAGGAUCAUUUUGAUACCCUUACUUGAAUGAUUUCAUCUAUUCUCCGCUGAGUUAGACUUGCUGACUAAAUCUACCAGUUGCAACUGGUAAUUUUUUGGAACGACCAGUUGCAACUGGUAGAUUUAGUCAGGAAGUCUAACUCAGCGAAAAAUAGUCAAAAGUGGGCAAGUAAGGGUAUCAAAAUGAUCCUCUUGGAUUGCUCUAUCCAGCGCACUUGCUGCUGCUAGAAUAUUUUCAACAUCCAGAGUGCUGCUCGCGGAGCCAAAGUUGGAAAAUCAACUUUUCCAGUGUUUUCAGAAACAUCCAGAAUUGUGCGCGCUAAGGAUUUUUUGGGUCGAUGAACACGUUCCCAAAAAAGCAAGUGAAAUUAAUCAGUAUUCAUCCGACGGCACGCAUCUGAACUCAGAUAAUUUUUAGCAAGGGUGGGGCACGCGAGCGGCAAGUGGACAGCAAGUUGCUACGGUAGCAUAGGAUGAGCAUGUCAGCAGGAAAAAAAGUGGGAUGGGAAGGAAGCAAGGUUUUUUUGAGCGGCAUAGAAGCAGCCACGGUAGCAGGGUUCAGCGCGUAGCAUGCACGGAAUCGGCACCCUUACAGCAUUUUGCCGCAGAAAACGGCAUGCAUGCCGCUUCCAGUCGGCACCCAUGAAGAUUCUUGCGGCCGCGCUUCUUGGCUGUUCUCAGACUUAAGAUGCGUGCCGUCGGACGAAUACAAUCAGUAUUUCACUUGCUUUUUUGGAAACGAGUUCAUUAUAAUGUAAACUAACUAGGGUUGGCAGCGGGGCGCCCCUCGCCCCCGACCGGUUUUUCCAAAAUCGAGUAGGAAUUUUUUUUGAAAAGUUUUCUCAACGCACGUUGAUAGUGAAUAAACUCAUUAAUCUACUAAAUUUUUUCAGAAUUUUAAUUACACUUUAAGGGGCCGGGGGGCGAACGAGGGUGUGUGGGGCGCGGGGGCGCCCCGUUGCUAACCCUAAAACUAACAAAAUGACACAAAUAAGCACGCACGAAACAGCCAUAUUUCGAAAAAAGCUAAAUUACUAAAAGCUAGGUCAAAAUUCAUUUAAAAAAAAACCCUGCUUAGAGAGGCACUUGCUGACCAGCCGGACCUCGCUCACUGACCAGCAGGUGCUUCAGACCAUGGGACUUACUGACCACGGACCCCCCUGAGAGUUGGUCCUAGAUCCCUGCUCCGCAAUCAUCUUCCCGAGCACAAUGCGCACGGUGACGAACCCGAUCUGCUGUUGCUCUGCGCGACAGCGGACGGCGAGAAAGAGAGCACGCUUCUGGAAUUGGCGGUCGACGGGCAAGUCGAGGUCGAGCUGGUGUACCUUCCGAAAAUGAGAUACGAGGAGAAGGCGUGGAUCGCGACGAUCGAGCAACGAGAGACGAUUCUGGAGAUUAAGAGGAACGUGGCCGAGACGCAGAACAAGACGGAGGCGACGAGGGAGUCGUACGUGCCGUGCAGGAAAGAGUUUUUGGAAAUUGCCUCCGUUAGUUCUCGAAUAUUAUAGUUCUCCUAGUUCUCGAACUUUAACUACUUUCAGUUUUGGCCAAUCUUCCCGUUCAACAAGAAGUUGAGCCAGUGGGCGCAGAAACUCAACGUCGACGAAAAAGAUUUUAAAGAGAUGAACCUCUUCCAAAUCGCUCAUCUUGUCAUCAGUACGGACAGGAAAAGCAAGCAGAAGACUCGAGUGAGUUCAUUUUUCGCCUUUUUUUGUACCGAGUAUCAAAGUUUGAAGUUUGCAGGCGGGAUCCCUGUGGAAAGAGCUUGUGGAGCUUGUGAAAGCAAAAGAUGCUGCACAAACGAAAGAGUUUAUCGCGAAGAACUGGCAGAUGAAGAUCGGAAACUAUACGAGCCAAUACGUGGUGAAUGCGCCGGAAGUUCGGGCGGAUCACAAACUUCUGUGGACCGGCCUGCCGCAGGGGCCGAACAACAAAAUGAACAGUCUCGUUGCCAUUAAGGCCGUCCACGAGUACCGAAUGCUCGCCGUCCUCCUCAAAACGCCUCCGCAAUGCUUCCUCGAACCGUACUACGAGGCGAAAACGUCUCCACCGCCGGGAACAAGGAUCUCCUACCGGCACUACUGUCUGCUCCAUUCGCGAUGGGCUUGCGACAGUCUCGGAGGCCGAAUCAAUGAAUUGAGUGCGGCGGAACAGCAAAAGUUGUUCGACAUAAGCUUGACAAUGGAUACCGAUGAGCCGGAAUCCUGGCACGAUAUGUUCGUGCUCCUUUUUCCUUGA
Molecule: messenger RNA, 3374 nt
Organism: Caenorhabditis sp. 36 PRJEB53466
Lineage: Eukaryota; Metazoa; Nematoda; Chromadorea; Rhabditida; Rhabditidae
Source: the annotation of a GenBank genome assembly